This is a messenger RNA of Coffea eugenioides, 948 nucleotides long. RefSeq names its product 2-oxoglutarate-dependent dioxygenase AOP2-like. The record is from RefSeq and is a predicted model, not a curated record. Bases 1 to 948 code for a protein of 315 amino acids. The transcript is spliced from 3 exons. Gene Ontology annotation, molecular function: dioxygenase activity. NCBI's taxonomy places the organism in Eukaryota, Viridiplantae, Streptophyta, Magnoliopsida, Gentianales, Rubiaceae.
AUGGCCGCUUCGCAGUCACCCUGCAAACUCCCCAUCAUAGAUCUCACAAAAGACAACUUGAAACCAGGUACAAGUUCAUGGACAGCGACUUGUGACUCAGUCCGCCAUGCUCUCGAAGAAUAUGGCUGUUUUUUGGUAGUGCAGGAUCAUGUUUCUGCACAAUUUGAAAAGGAAGUCUUUGAUGUGGUGAGGGAAUUGUUUGAUCUUCCUACUGAAACAAAAUCCCAACAUAACCUCGACAUGUUCGUAGGCUAUGUUGGUCAACUUCCUCAUGCUCCUCUCCACGAAAGCAUGGAAAUUCCCAAUGCAACAACGAUUGAUGGAGUUCAAGCUUUCACAGAUCUCAUGUGGCCUUCAGGAAACAAGAGAUUUUGUGAAACUAUGCUAACUUAUGCAAAGUCGGUGGCUGAAGUGGAACAAACAGUGGACAGGGUGGUAUUCGCAAGCUACGGUACAAUGGACCACUUGGAAUCACAUAUUGAGUCUUCCACAUAUAUCCUUCGACCACUAAAGUACACCCCACCAGAAAUGCACAACAACGUUGAUGUUGGCGCUGAUGUUCAUACUGACAAGGGCUUCAUCACCAUGCUUCAUCAGAACCAAGUGAAUGCCUUGAAGGUACAAGCAAGGAAUGGGGAAUGGAUUGAUGUGGACUUCUCACCAGCAUCGUUUCUCGUCCUAGCAGGCGACGCCUACCAGGCAUGGAGCAAUGACAGAAUUCACCCUCCAAGGCACCAAGUGAUCAUGAAAGAAAACAAGGAAAGGUACUGCAUUGCCCUGUUUGCUUACAACUACGGGAUGGUGAAUGUACCGGAGAUACUAAUUGAUGAAAAGCACCCUUUGGCAUUUAAGCCAUUUGAUAAUUUUGAUUUACUCCGGUGCUUCUUAUCACGUACGACUGACAUGUCCUCCAGUACUGCUAAAGCCUAUUGUGGCAUUAACGCCUGA